Molecule: messenger RNA, 1122 nt
Organism: Diutina rugosa
Lineage: Eukaryota; Fungi; Ascomycota; Pichiomycetes; Serinales; Debaryomycetaceae
Gene: VMA5
Product: H(+)-transporting V1 sector ATPase subunit C
Exons: 1
Coding region: 1-1122 (373 amino acids)
Biological process (GO): proton transmembrane transport
Cellular component (GO): vacuolar proton-transporting V-type ATPase, V1 domain
Molecular function (GO): proton-transporting ATPase activity, rotational mechanism
Source: RefSeq, a predicted model, not a curated record
AUGCCCCUUGCCAAGUACGCUGCCAUCUCGUUGCCGGAGCUGACGCAUGCCUCUGGGUGGUUGCGGGAACACAUGCAGUCCGACCACUCCAAGUUGACGUCGCUAGAGCUCCCACAGUUCCAGCUGGGCACGUUGGACUCGCUCAUUGAAGGGCUGGAGGAAUUGGGCAAAAUCGACUCCCAGUUGGCCGGGUCGGUGGCUAAAAUUGUUGACAUUUUCACCAAUGUGUUGGAAACGUCGUCGUUCCAGCGGACAGUGCAAAACCGCCCCGCCACCGAUUACGUGGAAACAUUCAAGUGGAACACCUCCAAGUUCCGCCUCGACAAGCCCAUCCCCGAAUUGGUGAAGCUCAUCACCAACGAGGCGUUCUCCUUAGACGCCGACGUCAGGGCUGCCUACCAAACCUACCAAUCGGCCCGCAGCGACUUUGCCGCCGCCGACCGCAAACGUAACGGUGAUUUACUGAUCCGCAGUUUGCACGACAUCGUCCACCCUGACCAAUUUGUCUUAAACCUGGAACACCUCAAAACUGUGCUUGUGGCUGUCCCCAAGAACUUGGACAAGGAGUUCCGCAACUCCUACGAAACGUUAGUGCAAUACGUAGUGCCGCGACUGGCGGAAUUGAUUCUGAGCGACAGCGAGUACAACUUAUAUGCCGUGACCCUUUUCAAGAAAUACGAGCCUGACUUCGUCGCUGCUGCCCGCGACAAGAAGUGGCACCCGCGGACGGACUUUGAGUACUCCGAGGACACCCUCAACAACAUGCGCAAGGAGUUUGACUUGACGCAGCAGAACGAGCUGAAGCUGAAGAACGACUUGGUGCGGUUGGCCCGCACCGCCUACCUGGAUAUCUUCGCCGACUGGUGCCAUAUCAAGGCAAUGAGGGUGUACGUGGAGCUGGUGUUGCGGUACGGGUUGCCGCCGCUGUUUGACUACUACCUCAUCGGCUUCCACGGGCUGCUGCUUGAGAAAAACUUCAACGCCGCCAAGAAGCAAUUGGUGGAGAAGUUUGGCUACUUGGGGGGCGAGGCCUCGAGCAAAAACACCAACUUGCACGAGUACGCGCUGUUGGUGGAAACCGACUACGAGCCGUUCGUGUUCUUUGACAUUGAAAUCGUAUAA